Molecule: messenger RNA, 1045 nt
Organism: Blastomyces dermatitidis ER-3
Lineage: Eukaryota; Fungi; Ascomycota; Eurotiomycetes; Onygenales; Ajellomycetaceae
Exons: 2
Coding region: 206-565 (119 amino acids)
Source: RefSeq, a predicted model, not a curated record
CGUCAUUCUCUCUUGAUUAUAUCUGAUUCCUCCAACGUUUUCUACUCCUAAAACCCAUCAAAGUAGUUCUAUUUAAUAAACAAUUGGCUACGCGAUUGAAAGAAUUAGUUGCAUUAUUUCCCACUGAAAGUGUCACGAUGCCAACGUACACACGGGUCAUGUUAUUGUAAGCGAUCCAAUAUCGACUUAAUCUGUCAUCUCCAGAAUGACGCACGUACAUCUCUCUGCCAUUGCCAAAAUUGCAAAAAAGCGUUUGGAACCAACUACACGGCCUAACUGCAAAAGCGCCGAAGGACUCGGUGGAAAUUCUGCAGGACAAGACGAAGGACCACUGUGCGAGAAUGGCUCAGGGGUCAUGCUCUAUCAAGAAUUUUACGACACUUUGCGGCAGUUUUAUUGCCCCCUCUUGCUACCUACAGUCGACUUUGGAUACCUACGUCUCCUUAUCUUCAGUGGGGAUGUCUGGCUAUCAGAACGGAUGGAAACAUUAGUGGGAGUUGGGAAGCAUUUCGCAAUUGAAUAUAUAUAUCACUCUGGGAAGAUUUUUCAAAGUCCGCUUGACUAACUUCGCUUCAAAGGAACUCGCGAAGAAACACUUUCGGUAUAUCACCGUUGGCACGUUGGAUGGUCAAGGUGGGCGCUUCUAUCGUGAGCGGCCGCUGAAGGCCAGGUUCAAGCUAGGUGAGCUAUCUCCCUCAUCUGGGGACAAGGCAAGAAUUAGCACAAUACCAUAAGUGUAGUUACGUGGGGGAUCUUCCAAAAUCAAGAAGAUUGUCGCGUAGGGCUAGGUCUCUUCACCUUACAAUUUGUAUGGCAAUUUGACCCGGGGUUGUGGUGUGGUAGGGGUGGACGGGGGAAAGUCCCACGCGGGGGCUUCCAACCACGUUUGGUUGAAUAACUUGUAUGAUCGAGGGCUGUUCGAUGGAUCUAUCGGCGGGUUCUUAUUCGAAAAAUUGAACGAGUUCGUGGUGGAGCGGUUGUAUGGUCUAUAAUUUAUCUAUCAAACAGUUUUAUUAAAUAUAUUAGAAAAUUCUCAGAAAAGCUC